This is a messenger RNA of Nothobranchius furzeri (turquoise killifish), 2617 nucleotides long. It is a transcript of the gene mpeg1.1, whose product is annotated as macrophage expressed 1, tandem duplicate 1. Gene Ontology annotation, biological process: defense response to bacterium. The record is from RefSeq and is a predicted model, not a curated record. Lineage: Eukaryota; Metazoa; Chordata; Actinopteri; Cyprinodontiformes; Nothobranchiidae.
CUCACACAAGAGGAGGCAGGACUUUACUUGAACUAUAUAUUAAACCAGCCCAGUUGUGUUUUCUGACACAGUCACCAUGAAGACAGUACUGGCUCUCCUGGCUGCUCUUUACACCCUUAGAACCUGCUCUUCAGCUCCUCUGAGCCGCCCGACCAACUGGCUCAGACAAUGCCGUGCCUCCACCAACUUCUCCAUCGCAGCAAUGGAGGUGCUUCCAGGUGGAGGGUGGGACAAUCUCCGAAACAUGGACAUGGGUCGAGUCAUGAACCUCAGCUACUUCCAGUGCCAAACCACUGAAGAUGGACUCUACCUCAUCCCAGAUGAGGUGUUUGUCAUCCCUCAGAAGGAGACAGGAGUGGAGACCAACUCUGAGAUCAUCAGCUCCUGGCUGGAGCAGAAAAGCACCACAGCUCACUCUAUAAAUGCUGACAUUUCCUUCUUGAAAGUGCUGAAUGGAAAAUUUUCUACUGAGAACACAAGAAUGAAAUCCCAUCAGGUCAAAGAUUCUUCAACUACAACCAGAGUUCAGGUUCGGAACUUUAUGUACACAGUGAAGGCCUACCCUGACUUCGUACUGGACUCACGCUUUGCUCAGCAAGUCAAAGACAUCGCAGACGCAAUAGAAAACAAUCAGACGAGGAACGCUGACUAUCUCGCAGAGAAGAUGGUGCUGGACUAUGGAACUCAUGUCAUCACUAGUGUUGAUGCUGGGGCCUCUCUGGUGCAGGAAGACUACCUCCGCUCCUCGUACGUGUCUCAGAGUGCAUCAGACAGUUCAACUGUUAAAGCACAGGCUGGGUUCAACUUUUUUGACAAACUCAAGUUUGAUAUCAGCAGUGAGAGCAGCCAACAGAGUACAGAACUUAAAACGUAUCAGUCCAACAUUAUCUAUUCACUCAUUCAGAGUCAUGGAGGUGUGCCUUUUUAUCCUGGCAUCACUUUACCAAAAUGGCAGGAAAGUACCAGAAAUAACUUGGUUGCUAUUGACCGUUCAGGUUUCCCUCUCCACUAUUUUAUAAACAAAAACACUUUGACUGAUCUACCAGAACCUACAGUGGGCAAAGUCGCAGUUCGAGUAAGCCAGGCCAUAGAGCGGUACUACAAGAUCAACACCCGCCCUGGGUGUGUAGACGUCGGCUCCAAGAACUUUAACUUUCAGGCAAACAUUGAUGACAGUUCCUGCGAGGGCCCGGCUACAAACCUUAGUUUUGGUGGGAUCUACCAAACAUGUAGCAAACUCAGCUCAGAUGCAGGUCCACUUUGUGACAAACUGGCCCAGAAAAACCCAGACACUGGUGAAUUCACUUGUCGUGGUCCUUACACCCCAACUUUACUGCGAUCAGAGACGAGACAGGAGGGCUAUUCUCAAAAUGAAUGCUACACAGAUAGUCAUUCAUGCGGAUUCUUGUGGUUAGAUACUUGUUACACAACACACUGCCAGGAUGUGUAUCAUGUUCGUUCUGCUCGUAUCGACACCUACUGGUGCUCUCUGAAUGGAAAAGCUCCUGAUAACUCGGGUUAUCGGUUUGGAGGCAUCUACAGUCCGUCUCUCCGGAAUCCCAUCACCAACACCAAAAGUUGCCCUGCAAAUUUUAUUGCAGUCAAAUUUCUAUCAGAUGGCCAGAUGCUCUGCAUGAGUAACGACUAUGAGAUGGGUACCAGAUAUGCCGUACCAUUUGGAGGUCUCUUCAGUUGUGAAGCUGCUAACCCACUGGCAAGGAACCAACACAUGUGUCCUCCCAAGUUCAGUCAGCACCUCGCCACAGUCAGUGAUGGCUGUGAAAUUCUUUACUGUGUUAAGUCUGGACUGUUCACAGGAGGCGAGCUGCUGCCAAUCCGACUUCCUCCUUUUACCAAACCUCCUCUCAUGAGCAUGCAAGCUACCAACACGGUGAUGGUGAUGACCGAAGGAGAUAAGAGCUGGGUCAGAGUGGGGCAGACAAAAGCAUGGAAGCUUGCCAAGCCAGAGGAAAUCAAGGUACUUGCUCAAAAGUUCAACCCAGAGCUAAAUCAGAUGACAAGUGGGGGAAAGGCAGGGGUAGCAUUUGGAGUGAUUGGUCUGAUGGUUCUGGUGGUGAUUGUGGUGUUCCUGGUUAGGAGGAAGAGGAGGGUGUCUAGAUUUAGUGGCUAUGAGGAUUUAAGUGAACAGGCUGAGAGCAAGACUCAGCAGGAUGAGCCUUAAGACAAAAAAAAACAGCAAGAGAGUAAAAAAGAUCUGAAUCAUUUACGGGGUCACUUCUUUGUUCAGAUCGGAUAAUGACUUUGCUUUUAAAACGCACAAAAUUUACCUUAUUGUAUUUUUGUUUUUCGAGUUUCUGAUCGUUACAUCAAAAGUGAUUCCUGCAGAACUGUUUACCUGUAGUCAUCCACUGCUGCCCUCAUGUGGUCAACAUGCAAACUGCACUGUAGUUUAUGUACUGGAUUUGUGUAUCUGUGUUUUAUAUUCCACGAUUUUGACAAGUCUGGUUUUCAGGAUAAAAAGAAGUCUUGCAUAAAAAAAAUAUAUAUAAUUCUUCAUAUUCUUAACUUGCAUAAAAAUGUGAUUUAAAAAAAUAUCAUGCUAAUAUGAAUUAGAAAAAAAACUGACAUGCACUGGUCAAUAAAUUCUAAACAUGAA